GUUCAUCGGGCCGACUGCUGCUCCGACCACGCGUUGAAGCUCCUCUGAAGCAUCAACUAAGACUAAGACUAAGCACCUCACCAUCAUUUCUCUAUUGGCGGGACAUCGUCCUUCGCAGGGGACGUGAUUCGAGAGGGAUAACGUCGACCAGUCUGGUCUUGGCCGGUAGUUAUCCUCUUUGGAUCUCUUGACUUUGUCUUCCAGUGCUAUCUAUCAACAAGCCCCUCUAUGACGGACGCCUUCCCGGGCGCCCUCGUGGGGCCCUCUUCGAAGGAGAGGAAGUAUGACAGACAGCUCCGUCUAUGGGCUGCCAGUGGCCAGCAGGCGUUGGAAGAGUCUCGUGUGCUGCUGGUCAACUCGGAUGGUCCCAUUGAUGGCAUGGACACUCCUGUUUCUGGAGUAGUCGGCGUGGAAACACUCAAGAACCUCGUGCUGCCUGGCAUCGGAGGUUUCACGGUCGUCGAUCCUGCAACCGUAACGGAGACAGAUCUAGGAGUGAACUUCUUCCUGGAGGAGGGCAGCUUGGACAAGUCCAGAGCGGAAGAGACGUGCCGGCUGUUGAAGGAGCUGAAUCCUGACGUGGAUGGAAGUUUCUACCAAGAGCACAUAGCAGAACUUCUUCAGCGUCCCGGCUUCCUGCAGGAAUACAAGCUAGUCAUCAUAUCGGGUCCCAUCAAGCGUUCUUCCUUAGAUGCUGUGUGCAAUGAAGCUCGCUCCCUUGGCAUUCCCGUCAUCUACACACGCUCUGUUGGCUUCUAUUCCACUUUCUCCGUUCAACUCCCUGCCGAAUUUCCAAUUGUUGAGACACACCCUGAUCCCGAGUCAACGCAGGACCUUCGCCUGGUGAAUCCAUGGCCGGAGCUCGCCGCUGCUGGUGCUCGGGUGACCGACCUUGACAAGAUGGAUGACCACCAGCAUGGUCACGUCCCUUACAUUCUAUUGUUGUUACAUUACCUCGCGAAGUGGAAGGAGAGCCAUGAUGGCAAGGCCCCAGCGAAUUACAAGGAGAAGACAGAGUUCAGGGAGAUGGUUCGAUCCGGUACCCGCACCAAUAACCCAGAGGGCGGAGAGGAGAACUUUGAUGAGGCGGUUGGUGCUGUGCUAAAGAGUAUAAGUCCUUACGAACUGCGGAGCUCCAUACGCGAGAUCUUCGAGAUGGACCAAUGUGCAAAGCUCACGAAGGACUCGGAUAACUUCUGGAUCAUUGCAUCUGCGAUCAGCGCGUUCUACAAGAAACACGGAGUCCUCCCCCUGCCCGGUUCCCUCCCAGACAUGAAAGCUCAAUCUGCGGACUAUAUCGCCCUUCAGAAUAUCUACAAGACUAAGGCCCGCAAAGACGUUGAGGAAGUCCUGGCGACUGUCCGUGCUACCGAGGCUAAGCUGGGCGAGCGAACGACCCCGGUCACGGAGAAAGAAGUAGAGAUCUUUUGCAAGAAUGCAGCACAUAUCAAGGUCAUCCAUGGCCGCAAUAUCCCACGGAUUGGCAAGGAAGCCACCGAAACUAUCAAGACGAUCAAGAAUAACCUAGCAUUCCCUGAGACAUUGGUGCCCAUCUUCGUUGCCUUCCAGGCUCUGGAUGAGAUCGUUGACGAGAUCCAAGACAACGGUAAAGCCACUGUCUCUCUGGAUGAUGAUGCUGCGUGGGACGCUAAAAUCGAUCGCCUUCUGGGGAUCAUUGGCGUUGAUGAAUCGGAAACCGAAGACUUGCGUGAGCGUGUUGCGAAGGCUUCAGUAGAGCUCCGCCGCGCAGAUGGGGGUGAAUUGCAUAACAUCUCCGCUCUGACCGGUGGUCUUGUCGCCCAGGAGUCGCUCAAGGUUAUCACCAGGCAGUAUGUACCGCUGGAUAACACCUGUAUCUUUGACGGCGUGACAAGUCGCAGUGAGAUGUUGCGGUUGUAACCAUGACACCGUAUUUACUUAGCAUAGCUUAUUGUAAGCUGUUACGACAUGUAAUCUGGCUACAUCGUCCUCUAAAUGGAGAUGUCGCUUCUUAACGAAUGGAUGAAUGAAAUGAGAUCUGAAGAUGGAC
Messenger RNA from Paecilomyces variotii, 2029 nucleotides. RefSeq lists its product as hypothetical. Bases 229 to 1899 code for a protein of 556 amino acids. The transcript has 2 exons. NCBI's taxonomy places the organism in Eukaryota, Fungi, Ascomycota, Eurotiomycetes, Eurotiales, Thermoascaceae. The record is from RefSeq and is a predicted model, not a curated record. Gene Ontology annotation, cellular component: cytoplasm. Gene Ontology annotation, biological process: protein neddylation. Gene Ontology annotation, molecular function: NEDD8 activating enzyme activity.